AUGCAUGCGAUUCCGAGUACAUCAAAUAGAAUAUUGUAUGAUGUUCCGUGCGUAGUUUGUAAGGACCAUUCUUCAGGCAAGCAUUACGGAGUUUUUGCUUGUGAUGGUUGCGCUGGCUUCUUCAAGCGUUCAGUUCGACGUGACCGCCAAUACGCUUGCAAAGCUCGCUCACCUGGCGCCUGUCUGGUCGACAAAGCACAUAGAAAUCAAUGCCGCGCUUGCCGACUUACAAAGUGUCUCAACGCUGGCAUGAAUAAAGAUGCUGUGCAACAUGAACGAGGACCUCGUAAUUCUACUAUACGACGGCAAAUGGCACUUUACUUUCGAGAACCUGCCCAUGAUGUAGGGUUACCAACGCCACCAGCUUUAGACUUAGUCUUGACGAAACAGCAACCAAGAAGUGAUGUUCUGCUACCACCCUUGCCUCCACCACCCCCACUGCACCCACUCCCUGCAUUGCCAUUAUACCAUAAUCCCUACAGUUCCAUCUAUAGUGGAAUUAAUUCUUGGCCACAACCUCCACCUCCCGUUUUGCUCUCGAUACCAUCACCUCCUCUUUUAACCCUGCCUACAUCGUCUCCAGAAGCUAUAAGUGACGCCGCAGCAAAGAUUGUCUUCCUUAACGUUAAUUGGGUCAGAUAUGUGCCGGGUUUCGAGAGCUUAUCCUUAACAGAUAAAAGAAUCUUACUUGAAGAGUCGUGGAAAGACUUAUUCGUCUUGGGUCUGGCACAGUUAAUGCAACCAGUUAACUUGAGAUCACUGCUAAUACAGGACUAUCAAAAGAUUGAUACACAAGUUGUCGAUGAGUUCCAGUUAAUCCUUAGUGAUUUGUAUAAAAUUAAUGCUGAUAAUAAUGAGUACUCUUGUUUGCGGGCGAUUUCUUUAUUUAAUUAUAGCCACCUCGCUUCUCAAAGAACAAAGAACUUUGAAGAUUUAGGAGCCAUGUCUUCACUCUCUAGUUUCUACCAACUUUCUCUGCAGCAGUAUGAACUUCGAAUAAACCCAUUAGAUAUUUCCCGAGUUACGAAAUUAAUGCAAAUACUGAGGGACAUAAAAGUAUUGGAUAGUUCUAUCGUAGAAGAGAUCUUUUUUCGGCCAAUGAUUGGAAAUAGUUCUGUGGAAAAACUAAUCAUAGAUAUGUAUACGAGAAAACUAUAA
Molecule: messenger RNA, 1158 nt
Organism: Pieris macdunnoughi
Lineage: Eukaryota; Metazoa; Arthropoda; Insecta; Lepidoptera; Pieridae
Source: the annotation of a GenBank genome assembly